CAUUCCUUCGCGGAUCAGACGGUGAAUAGGAGCCGGUUUGUCCAGCCUGUAACCAUCCAACUCUCGCUUGUUUCGGACCCUCAAUUCAUCAUACAUUGUCGUCUUCUUUUCAAUCGCUGAUCGAAUACAUUUCUGGGUGCUAUAUUGCUAUACGCUCGCUAAACGUUUUCCAUUCUUUUGCGUCUCUCGGUUUCUGGGUGUUUUCACGAGUUUAAUAUGGCAUUCGCUUUAAACCUGCUGGCUCUUGGCCUGGCAGCAUUCUCACAAGUCAGCGCACAACAAGGGCCAUGGAGAGGAGCAGGACAGUCGGCUGGCAGUCCAGCAUACAACUACAUGUUCCAGAUGCCGCUACCCAUUGGUCCCGUCGCAGAACCGGAGUUGACGGUAAACGUCAAUGGACGAACAGUACAAUAUUAUUCAGUCACGAUCGAGCCUUUCACACAACAAGUCUACCCUAAUCUAGGACCAGCACAUCUGACGGGCUACAAUGGCACCGCACCUGGCCCGACCUUCAAGAUCCCCAGAGGCACCGAAACGAUUAUCCGUUACCUGAACCGAGGCGAACUGUCAGCAGCAGUCCAUCUUCACGGUUCUUACACCCAUUCAGUAUGGGACGGCUGGGCAAGCGAUGAGAUGCAAGUGGGGCAGUGGAAGGAUUACUACUACCCAAACUCCGAAACUGCACGACCGAUUUGGUACCACGACCACGCUGAUGGCCACACUGCAACUGAUGCUUACUAUGGCCAAGCUGGUGUCUACAUCAUCACCGACUCAGCAGAAGAUGCCCUUGGCCUGCCGAGUGGCGACUACGACGUAGCGCUUGCGCUUAGCGACAAGAGGUAUCAGUCCAAUGGUGACCUUGCCUCGCCUAACGGCAACCCAAUCAACUUCUUCGGUGACGUUAUUCACGUUAACGACCAACCAUGGCCGUACCUUGCAGUCGAACCGCGCAAGUACCGUCUGAGGUUCUUCGACAUGUCGCUCAGUAGGCCAUAUGAUCUUUACUUCGCGGACCCAAGCGGCAACUGGAUCCCUUUCCAGGUUAUUGGCUCCGACUCCGGUUUGUUCGGCGCUCCUGUCUCGACGAACAACCUCUUGAUCGCAAUGGGUGAGCGCUACGAGGUGGUUGUCGACUUCUCCAGCUACGCUGGCAAGAACAUUACACUCGGCAACAACCUGCAACAGGGCCAGAUCCAAGAAUACGACAACACAAACAAAGUCAUGCGAUUCGUUGUCGGUAACCGCGUCAGUGAUAGCAGCAACAAUGGAGCCGUUCCGUCGGUGUUGAACGCCAACAUUGAAUGGCCAACACCACGUACGACUGUCGAUCACACCUUCAACUUCCAGAUGGGUGGCGACAGCGUUUGGACCAUCAACGGCAUCGAUUUCUCCAACGUUAACAACCGUAUCUUGGCAAAGCCGCAGCAGGGUUCGACACAACUUUGGGAACUCCGCCACACUGGUGGCCCGGCCGUGCAUCCCGUUCAUGUACACCUUGUCAACAUGCAGAUCAUUAGCAGGACUGGCGGCUCGCGAGGCGUCCUGCCCUACGAGGCGGCGGGUUUGAAAGACGUCGUUCUGCUCGAACCUGGAGAGGUGGUACGCGUCCUUGCCUUCUUCGGACCCGAGAACGGCGUCUACAUGUUCCAUUGCCACAACUUGAUUCACGAAGACAACACCAUGAUGGACGCUUUCAAUGUCACUUACUUGCAAGCGCUCGGCUACAACCAAACCACUGACUUCGCGGAUCCAAUGAACCCGCAGUUUGCAGCGCAAGACUAUAGCGACGCAGCUUUUGCGCCAGCUGCCGUGAGCAGCGCCGUGGUAUCCCUUGCAAACCUUGGUGCCUACUCUGCAUUCUCCGCCCUGGCUGCUGCAGAGACCGCGUAUUACGCAACAGCGCAGUCCACCAAUGCUAUGGCGACUGCCGUGGCGAGCACCACUGCAGCCAUUGUCAGUUCCGGCUACGGUUUCGCGACAUCAACGGCGACGGCAAGCACAGCAGCGAGCCAAGUCGUUACACUCAGCACCGUAGGCAAGGCGGUGUCAAAUACUGUCAGCACGAGCACGCCUAGUGUAACCUCGACGACUUCGACAUCGAGCAAGACUUCAUCAACGUCGUCCAAGACCACAACAACAACGCGACCAGGUGGUCCACCAGGACAUCACCCUCGCAUGUUCCAAGCGUAGAAGUCCUACGGCGCCGGUCGUUUUACGAUUGCUUUGAUUUGAGCGUUCACGUUGACUGCUGAAGCGUAGCAUUGGGCGGCGUAUACACCGCCAGAUGCUCAGGCACGGCGAGCUGUUUUGUAGAGGCUAGGGCCAUCACCACGGCGGAUUUCGCCAUAGUGGCAAGGAAUGGUUGUGAUGUUGUUUGAAAUGUACAUAUUUCGUAUUCAAACGAUUACUGUCCGUACGUCGAACGAAACUGCUGUAUCAUAGACUGAAACUGAACAUCGGGCCUCUCAAGGCUGCCUAAAUCAGCGGAGCAGUCGAGGACACGCGCAGUAAUCAUCGAGCUGGCUGA
This is a messenger RNA of Baudoinia panamericana UAMH 10762, 2527 nucleotides long. RefSeq lists its product as uncharacterized. The record is from RefSeq and is a predicted model, not a curated record. Gene Ontology annotation, molecular function: oxidoreductase activity; copper ion binding. NCBI's taxonomy places the organism in Eukaryota, Fungi, Ascomycota, Dothideomycetes, Mycosphaerellales, Teratosphaeriaceae. The transcript has 2 exons. Bases 217 to 2190 code for a protein of 657 amino acids.